Molecule: messenger RNA, 336 nt
Organism: Cryphonectria parasitica EP155
Lineage: Eukaryota; Fungi; Ascomycota; Sordariomycetes; Diaporthales; Cryphonectriaceae
Product: ankyrin
Exons: 1
Molecular function (GO): protein binding
Source: RefSeq, a predicted model, not a curated record
GGUCGAACACCGCUUUUGCAUGCUAUUCAUGAAGGAAAUAUGGAGAUUGUUCAGCUGCUUCUCAAAACCGGCAACAGUACAACUAAUGCGAAAGAUAAUCGAGGUCGAACAGCGCUUUCAUAUGCUGUUUCUGAAGGGCGUCAGGAGAUUGUUCAACUUCUUCUUCAGACGGAUAGCGUUGAUCCUGACUUGAAAGACGAGCAAGGUCGAACACCGCUUUGGUAUGCUAUGGAAAGGAGUCACAGGGACAUUGUUGAUUUGCUUUGCGCGACAGACUGCGUUGAUACUGAGCCGGUGGAUUAUUCUGGUCGAAAGCCGGAAGGAAAGUAUUGGUGA